This is a messenger RNA of Annulohypoxylon maeteangense, 973 nucleotides long. RefSeq lists its product as uncharacterized. The transcript has a single exon. Lineage: Eukaryota; Fungi; Ascomycota; Sordariomycetes; Xylariales; Hypoxylaceae. The record is from RefSeq and is a predicted model, not a curated record. Bases 267 to 860 code for a protein of 197 amino acids.
CCGAGCCCCUAUGAACGUCACAGAUAGUAGACUUGAGUUGACCCUUUGAUUUGGUAGGUAUAUAACCUCACACUAUGUGGAUAUCCUCAUAGGUUUUUGAUGUGUUCUUUUCGAUCGAAGAAAAACAAAAUCACCACAUGUACAGUUUAUACUUACCAACUAACACCAGAGCCACAAAAUCGCCUACUCGCAAGUCUGACUUUGACUUAAGGCCCACUUGCCAGUAUAAUCCAUAGGAAUUAGAGGAUACAUCAAUAGCGACCGGCAUGAAAAUGUCCGGGACGCAGUAUUCACCCCGGCCUUACGAGCCUACGCUAAGUCGGCCUAUGCGAUCCGCCGCUACAGAAAAGUCGUCGGACACAACACCGCUACUACCAAAGCAUGACCUCAAAGCUCCAGUACCGCCCGGGAUCACUCGUCCUUUUGACCUGCUUAUAAUCGUCGGGCUCUUUUUCUGUUGUGCAGCAAUCAUUGCUAUACCGUUGACGAUCAUUGGGGCCGUGUUACAAACGCUGCCACACUGGAUUUCGGGGGAGGAGGCACACUUCUCCGUAUGUAUAUGCCUUAAGCAAUACUUUGGACUCACAGCCUUCAUCGGCGCAGUGGGUUGCGUUAUGGAGACGACCACAUACGUUGAAUCUGCCAUAUGCAAGUACUUAUGUGGGGAGGGAAUGGGUGGUGUCACCAGCGGACCUUACUGCUUUCCCGUACUGGAAGUUUGGUGUAUAGCGUUGAUUAUCCCUUGGGUUGCUAUGCGUCCCUGGUCUUUAGAGGAGCAUGUCGGCGAGCACGAGAGAGUCUCGAACCAAGAAAACAAUACGGAGGAAAAAGCAGUUUGGGAGAAUGGGGAUAUCGUUUGAAGAGAAGAAUGUCGAUAGAUUUGAUGUUUGACAAGAAUAUUUAGAUUGGCACCAACUCGGCAGCUCGCCCGGUUGAAAGCGAUUUCAAACGUCAUUCAUACCUAAUAGAAUCA